CGAGCUGAGGCAGAAGAACGCAGGAAACAGCACGGCCUAAAUUUGCAGUCCGAAGUUUUUGACCCUGUGCCUGGAUUUGGAGAUACUGCCACCUACUGUAGCCACCACACUGGUGUGACAGUGGAGGAUUUGGGUCAGCUUUCAGUUAGGCGUGAGCUGGGGUGGCCCAGGAGUAUGCUGCCCAAGUGUGGGAGAGCUUGUGAGGGAGAGGUCUGGGGUGGUGCCGCCCCUGCAGGUUCCUUCUUGACCUCCCAGUUCUCUACACUCUCCCCAGAGCAGCAGAAUGCACACAGCUCAGAAGACUGGCAACUUGAUCAUUUAGAGAAUACCCAAGAAAACCAAGACAAGUAUUUAUGUCAAGUUUUAUUCACCAGCAGCCAAUCAUUGACUAAUGAACAAGAGAAAGUUUCAGGAAAACAGUUCAAUCCGGGCAGAGACAUUGUUCCUUCAAGAAAAGUGUUAUCUGCAGAUGACACUAUAGGGCCUACAUACUUGGAUUUCUACCAAUUGGCUCCUCAUAAUUACUCAAGAAAGAUGACUAAUGAGUUUAAUGCAUCUCACUCUGAUACUAGAAAUGAGAGAAGAAAUACUGGAGAGAAGUCUUUUGAUUACAAUCUAAAUUUGCAAACUUUUAGUGGUGUGGAGGAACUUAUUUUGGGGCAGUAUUUUGAAUGUAAUGAAUGUGGUAAUACUAUGCAUGAUAAGGCUGCCUUCAUUACGUGGAACAGUGCUUACACAAAAGAAGCAUCUCAUUAUAAAUUUGGAAGGGAACUAUGUGAUAAAUCUUCUCUUGAUGUCUCUGCAAGUUUUUACACAGAGAAGAGUCACUGUGAAUUUCAUGAAGAUAAAUGUAAUAAAAUUGGGAACAAUUUUGAGAGGAUUGCUCAACUUCAGAGAACUGAUGCAAGAGAGAAAACUUUUGAUCAAAAAGCGCAUUUCAGAGAAUAUCAGAGAAGUCACACAGCGAUGCAACCCCUUGAGUGUGGGAAAAACUUGAGCCACAAUUCACCCAUUAACGUACAAAAGAGAACUAACACAUUAGAGCUAUCUUGUGAUAAUAAGACAUGUAAUGAAACUUUCGGUUCUCAGUCAGCCUUCAGUAUACAGAGGAGAACUCAUGGAAGGGAACAACACUAUGAGUGUAAUGAAUGUCAAGAAUCCUUCUCAAAGAGGUCGUCCGUCAUUUUACAUCGAAGGAGUCACAUAGGUAAGAAAAUUUAUGAAUGUAAUGAAUGUGGGACAGCUUUUUCCUGGAAAUUAUCCCUAGUUGUACAUCAGAGAACUCACACAGGGGAGAAACCCUAUCAAUGUAACGAAUGUGGAAAACCUUUCAGGCAGAAGUCAAAUCUUACAAAUCAUCAGAGAAUUCACACAGGGGAGAAACCCUAUCAAUGUAAUGAAUGUGGUAAAACUUACACCGAUAAGUCAAGCCUUGGAAAACAUCAGAGAAUUCACACAGGGGAAAAACCAUAUGCAUGUAAUGAGUGUGGAAAAGCUUUCACCACCAUGUCACACCUCAGACAGCAUCAGAGAACUCACACAGGGGACAAACCCUAUAAGUGUAAUGAAUGUGGAAGAGCUUUCACCUGCGUGUCACACCUGAGAAGACAUCAGAGAACUCACAUAGGGGAGAAACCCUACAAAUGUAAUGAAUGUGGGAAAGCUUUCAUCUCCUUAUCACAGCUCAGAGAACAUCAGAGAAUUCACAAAGGGUUGAAACCCUAUCAAUGUAAUGAAUGUGGGAAGACGUUCCUCUGGAAGUCAGAUUUGAAUAUACAUUGGAGAACUCACACUGGGGAGAAGCCCUAUGAAUGUGGGGAAUGUGGGCGAGCUUUUGUAUACAAACAACAGCUUACACAACAUCAGAAGGCUCACUCUGGUGAGAAACACUAUAAAUGUAAUGAAUGUGGUAAAACUUUCAUCCAGAAAUCACAUCUUGGAAAACAUCAGAGAACUCACACAGGGGAGAAACCCUAUCAAUGUAAUGAAUGUGGGAAAGCUUUGGCUUCCAUGUCAAACCUCAAAGGACAUCAGAGAACUCACACAGGAGAGAAAACCUAUCAAUGUAACUUAUGUGGGAAAGCUUUCACCUCCAUGUCAAACCUGAAAGGACAUCAGAGAACUCAUACAGGGGAGAAACCCUAUCAAUGUAAUGAAUGUGGUAAAAGUUACACCCAGAAGUCAAGCCUUGGAAAACAUCAGAGAACUCACUCUGGGGAGAAACCCUAUCAAUGUAAUGAAUGUGGUAAAACUUACACCGAUAAGUCAAGCCUUGGAGUGCAUCAGAGAAUUCACACUGGGGAAAAACCAUAUGAAUGUACUGAAUGUGGAAAAACUUUCAGCCAGAGAUCAUGCCUUAGAAAUCAUGAGAGAAUUCACACAGGGGAGAAACCCUAUGAAUGUACUGAAUGUGGAAAAACUUUCAGCCAGAGGUCAUGCCUUAGAAAUCAUGAGAGAAUUCACACGGGGGAGAAACCCUAUGAAUGCAAUGAAUGUGGAAAAAGUUUCAGCCAAAAGUCACAUCUUGGAAAACAUCAGAAAACUCACAAAGGUGAAAAUCCUAUAAAGUGUAAUGAAUGUCAAAAAUCCUUUUCUAAGAGGUCAAUCCUUAUUUUACAUCGAAGAAGUCACACAGGUGAAAAAAUUUAUGCAUGUAAUGACUGUGGGACAGCUUUCUCCCGGAAAUCUACCCUAGUUGUACAUCAGCGAACUCACACAGGGGAGAAACCAUAUAAAUGUAAUGAGUGUGGAAAAGCUUUCACCUGCUCUUCACUCCUCAAAAAACAUCAGAGAACUCACACAGGGGAAAAAGCCUAUCAAUGUAUUGAAUGUGGUAAAACUUUCAAGCAUAAGAUAAGUCUUGCACUACAUCAUAGAACACACUCAGGGGAGAAACCCUAUCAAUGCAAUGAAUGUGGUAAAAGAUAUACCCACAAGUCAAGCCUUGCAAAACAUCAGCAAACUCACACAGGGGAGAAACCGUAUAAAUGUAGUGAGUGUGGAAAAGCUUUCACCUGCAUGUCGUCCCUCAGAGAACAUCAGAGAACUCACACAGGGGAAAAACCCUAUCAAUGUAAUGUAUGUGGGAAAACUUUGAAGCACAAAACUCGUUUUGUAGUACAUCAGAGAACUCACACAGGGGAGAAACCCUAUCAAUGUAAUGAAUGUGGGAGAGCUUUCGCCUACUUACCACGCCUCAGAGAACAUCAGAGAAUUCACAAAGGGUUGAAACCCUAUCAAUGUACUGAAUGUGGGAAGUCUUUCUUCUGGAAAUCUAAUCUGAAUGGACAUUGGAGAACUCACACUGGGAAGAAGCCCUAUGAAUGUGCUGAAUGUGGAAAAGCUUUUGCACACAAACAACAGGUUACACAACAUCAGAGAACUCACACAGGAGAGAAACCCUAUGAAUGCAGUGAAUGUGAGAAAGCUUUCGUCUCCUUAUCAGGUCUCAGAGAACAUCAGAGAAUUCACUCAGGGGAAACACCCUAUCGGUGUAAUGAAUGUGGUAAACUUUUCGGCAAGAACUCAGCUCUUGUAGCACAUCAGAGAACUCACACAGGAGAGAAACCCUAUCAAUGUAAUGAAUGUGGGAAAACUUUCAGCCAAAAGUCAGCUCUUCGAAUACAUCAGAGAAGUCACACAGGGGAGAAACCCUAUCAAUGUAAUGAAUGUGGUAAAACUUUCAAGAAGAAGUCAUCUGUUGGAAGACAUCAGAGAACUCACACGGGGGAGAAACCCUAUCAAUGUAAUGAAUGUGGGAAAACUUUCAGCCAGAAGUCACCUCUUCGAAUACAUCAGAGAACUCACACAGGGGAGAAACCCUAUCAAUGUAAUGAAUGUGGUAAAACUUUCAAGCACAAGAUAAGUCUUGCACUGCAUCAUAGAACUCACUCAGGGGAGAAACCCUAUCAAUGCAGUGAAUGUAGUAAAACUUUCAGCCGAAAGUCACAUCUUGGAAGACAUCAGAGAACUCACACAGGGGAGAAACCGUAUCAAUGUAAUGAAUGUGGGAAAGCUUUCGUCUCCUUAUCACGACUC
This is a messenger RNA of Rhinolophus ferrumequinum (greater horseshoe bat), 4038 nucleotides long. RefSeq names its product zinc finger protein 585A. The transcript is spliced from 5 exons. Gene Ontology annotation, molecular function: DNA-binding transcription factor activity, RNA polymerase II-specific; RNA polymerase II cis-regulatory region sequence-specific DNA binding. NCBI's taxonomy places the organism in Eukaryota, Metazoa, Chordata, Mammalia, Chiroptera, Rhinolophidae. The record is from RefSeq and is a predicted model, not a curated record. Gene Ontology annotation, biological process: regulation of DNA-templated transcription. The annotation marks the transcript as partial.